AGUUGGUGGAAGUCAAUUUCGCAGCAACAGCACGCAAAGGCGCAUGCGCCAACACCUGGCUGCGCGUGACGCCCACGAGAGGAAAGCUCCUUUGUAGGGCGCGCGAGGAAAGGAGAUUAGAAAAGUCCAGUGCGACGGUGGCUUGGAUGUUAAAACGCUAUUUGUCUCCGUCCAGUCAGGGGGGAUACUGUUCACCAUCUCUCCAGGUGAGCGCCACUUUUUUUUUUUUUUUAGAAAGAGAAGGGCGUAAAGUAAAGUAAUGGACCGGGAAGAAGAAUUAAGAAUAAGAUAGCGCCGUUCGUGUGGAGCGCGAGACGGGAAGAAGAGAAGAAUUUGCCGGGACGGACAGAGGGACAGGAUGGGGUUAGAUCUCAGCACACUUCGGACCCUCAUCAGCAGAUAUUGUGUGGGUGAGGAGAACUGGGUGGACAGCAGGACAAUCUACAUUGGACACAAGGAGCCUCCUCCAGGGGCCGAAGCCUUCAUUCAACAAAGAUUCCCGGACAACCGCAUAGUGUCCUCAAAGUACACAUUUUGGAACUUCAUCCCCAAGAACAUGUUUGAGCAGUUCAGGAGAGUUGCCAACUUCUAUUUCCUCAUCAUAUUUUUGGUUCAGUUGAUCAUUGACACACCCACCAGUCCAAUCACGAGCGGACUCCCGCUUUUUUUUGUCAUCACCGUGACGGCGAUCAAACAGGGUUACGAGGACUGGCUGAGACACAAAGCCGACAACUCCGUCAACCAGUGUUCCGUCCACGUGGUGCAAAACGGCAAAGUGAUCCGCAAGCAGAGUCGCAAACUACGGGUGGGAGACGUCGUCUUUGUGAAAGAAGACGAAUCCUUUCCCUGCGAUCUCAUCCUCUUGUCUUCGUCCCGGGAUGACGGAACCUGCUUUGUCACCACGGCGAGUCUUGACGGCGAGAGCAGUCACAAGACAUACUAUGCAGUGCAGGACACCAAAGCUUACAAUGCUGAGAAGGAGGUGGACUCAAUCCACGCUACCAUCGAAUGUGAACAACCACAGCCAGAUCUGUACAAGUUUGUCGGUCGCAUCAACAUUUAUAUGCACAAUGAGCCAGUGGCGAGGCCAUUAGGAUCCGAGAACCUGCUUCUCAGAGGAGCCACGCUGAAGAACACGGAGUACAUUUAUGCAGUUGUCAUCUACACCGGGAUGGAAACAAAGAUGGCUCUCAACUACCAGUCCAAGUCUCAGAAACGCUCUGCAGUAGAAAAGUCAAUGAACGCCUAUUUGGUGGUCUACUUAUGCAUUCUCAUCAUCAAGGCCAUUAUCAACACGGUGCUCAAAUACGCGUGGCAGGCCGACCCAACCAGAGACGAGCCCUGGUACGAUCAAAGAACUGAGGUGGAGAGGCAGAGAAAUAUUGUGAUAAGAGCCUUCACAGACUUCCUGGCUUUCAUGGUCCUAUUCAACUACAUCAUCCCUGUUUCCAUGUACGUCACUGUGGAGAUGCAGAAGUUCCUGGGCUCCUAUUUCAUUAUGUGGGAUGAUGAGAUGUUUGACCAGGAGCUCGGGGAGAGAGCAGUGGUCAACACAUCAGACCUGAAUGAAGAGCUGGGACAGGUGGAGUACGUGUUUACGGAUAAGACGGGAACGCUGACGGAAAACAACAUGGAGUUCAUCGAGUGCUGCGUGGAUGGACACGUUUACGUCGCCCAAGCUAUUUGCAAUGGACAGGUGAUGCCCGGUGCAGAUAGCAUGGACAUGAUUGACACAUCACCAGGUCCCGAGGCCAGGGAGCGCGAGGAGUUGUUUUUCCGUGCGCUGUGCUUAUGCCACACCGUGCAAGUGAAAGAGGAGGAGACGGUAGACGGCAUCAAGCAGGGCAUCCAUCACGGCAAGUCCACUUCCUUCUACAUCUCAUCAUCCCCGGAUGAGGUGGCGCUUGUGGAGGGCAUGAAGAGGCUCGGCUUCACGUAUCUGAGACUCAAAGACAGUCACAUGGAGAUCUUGAACAGAGAGGAGGAGAUUGAGAGGUUUGAACUCCUGGAAGUUCUGACCUUUGACUCGGUCAGACGGAGGAUGAGCGUCAUUGUCAAGGCCAGCACCGGUGAGCUGUACCUGUUCUGCAAAGGAGCAGACUCGUCCAUCUUCCCGAGGGUCGUAUCAGGCAAGGUGGAUCAAGUCAGAGCUCGGGUGGAGCACAAUGCGGUGGAGGGUCUUAGGACACUCUGUGUGGCAUAUCGGCCUCUCAGUCCAGCGCAGUACCAGGAGGUGUGCCAACUGCUGAGUCGAGCCAAGUUGGCACUACAGGACAGGGAGAAACGGCUGGCGGAGGCCUACGACAUUAUUGAGAAAGACCUCAUCCUGCUAGGAGCCACCGCUGUGGAAGACAGACUGCAAGAAAAAGCGGCGGACACCAUCGAGUCUCUGCACAAGGCCGGUAUGAAGGUGUGGGUGCUGACGGGUGACAAGAUGGAGACGGCGGCCGCCACUUGCUACGCCAGCAAGCUUUUCCACCGCAACACGCAGAUCCUGGAGCUGACCACCAAGCGCACAGAGGAGCAAAGUCUUCACGAUGUCCUCUUCGAUCUGAGUAGAACUGUCCUCAGGCACCACGGUGGCAUGAGCAGGGACGUUUCUGGUUUAUCGGGUGACUACACGGACUACGGCCUCAUCAUCGACGGAGCCACCCUCUCGACAGUGAUGAAGCCAGGCCAGGAGGACUCCAACUCGGGGAACUACAAAGAAAUCUUCCUGGAAAUUUGCCGCAACUGCAGUGCCGUACUCUGCUGUCGGAUGGCGCCGCUCCAGAAAGCGCAGAUUGUGAAGCUGAUCAAGACCUCCGAGGAGCAUCCAAUCACACUUGCUGUCGGAGAUGGAGCCAAUGAUGUCAGCAUGAUCCUUGAAGCUCAUGUUGGCAUAGGUAUCAUGGGUAAAGAGGGACGUCAGGCAGUGAGGAACAGCGACUAUGCCAUCCCCAAAUUCAAACACCUGAAGAAGAUUCUCCUCGUCCAUGGACACUAUUACUACAUCCGCAUCUCUGAACUUGUACAGUACUUCUUUUACAAGAAUGUCUGCUUCAUCUUUCCGCAGUUCCUGUACCAGUUCUUCUGUGGUUUCUCACAACAGCCACUGUAUGACACCGCCUACUUGACUCUCUACAACAUUAGCUUCACUUCGCUGCCCAUUCUGGUCUACAGUCUCAUCGAGCAGCACAUCAACAUGCAAAUCCUGAAGAAGGACCCAGCUCUGUACAGAGACAUUGCCAAGAACUCGUUACUGCGGUGGCCCAUCUUCAUCUACUGGACUGUCUUAGGUGUAUAUGACGCCAUUGUGAUGUUCUUUGGUGCUUACUUCCUGUUUGACAACACCACCUUUACCAGCAAUGGACAGAUGUUUGGAAACUGGACCUUUGGGACGCUGGUGUUUACAGUGCUGGUCUUCACUGUUACAUUCAAGUUGGCCCUCGAUACACAUUACUGGACCUGGAUCAACCACUUUGUAAUAUGGGGCUCGCUUAUCUUCUUUGUGGUCUUCUCUCUGCUGUGGGGAGGGAUCAUCUGGCCUUUCCUCAACUACCAAAGGAUGUACUAUGUAUUCAUGCAGAUGUUGUCUAGCGGCCCCGCCUGGCUUAGCAUAGUACUGCUAAUUACAGCCAGUCUUCUACCGGAUGUGCUUAAGAAGGUCAUUUGGAGGUCACUAUGGCCCACCACAACUGAACGUAUACAGAAUGCUGAUAAACUAUACAAGGGACAGCUUUCGGAGUUCACCCCCCUGUCGUCUAUCCACGCCGCUCCCAAUGCUGACAGACGCGGUCAAAGUUCUGGCAGCCACAGGAACAUGCCUCACCCUACAAGGUCUGAACCUUUCACCAAGAAAGCCAUGUUGACGCGCUGGCACAGACCACCGGAUUAUUGCACCUUCACGCCCCUCCUGGGCUACACUGAUGUCAACCGCUCCUCAAAGCUGGGCCACACCUUCAAUGGGGCUGGUCCGGAGACCUCGGUGUAAUUUAUCAGUCAGCAGAAUGGAUUUCUCUUCAAAUGGACCAUAAGCUUCAAAGUUAAGCCAAUUUAUCGCUGGAACAUGAAGAGCAGAUAUGCUUAAGCCAAGUGCAAAGGGUGAAAGUGACCUUCAUGACUCAAAUCAGGAGCCAAGCAUGACACAAAGUGUUGCGGGAUGGCUCUGAAGAGGACUACUACAUUCCGACAAGGGCUCAAGAUUAAUAUCACUGCGUAGUAUAGCUCUUUAAUCCUGAAGUGCAAUUGGGAUUGUCGGGAUGUUUUUUGUAUUAUGACCAUUGUCAUCUAUGCAGAGUGAAAUUGUACCUCGAUGGACUGAGCAAACAUCUCCUUUCAAUUUCCUUUCUCACAGGACAAACUGGUCCUGUCUGCGUGCAAACACGUUGUCCCGAAACACUUCAUAGGACACACUGCAACAGUGUAAGAAAGUCUCAAGAGGGCAGAGGCCUACGUGUUCCUAGUCUAGCUAGCGUCUAGCAUAGAGACAUUAGCGUGUGUUUUGCCCCGUGUACAAUAGACGUGAUACUAGCAUGUAUGCUGCCAGCACUUGACCUUAGUUGUGCCCCCUUUUUCCGACGCAAUCUCCCGCUAGCGGUGGUAGUUGCGCGACUCUAUGCUAGCUGCUUACAAAUCGCAGUAUUGCUCAUAUUAACCGUAGGUGACAUUAUGGAGGCUACGGCUGCGCUCUCAAUAUAUUCCUGUGAUGGUGAUAGAGAAACGUCCUUUUCAGACAGCUAGCGGUGAGGAAAAUGAAGCUUCAUGUUGUAUUCUUUGGCUCCUCUAGAUGGCAAUGUUGGGUUAAAGUGAGGCUUUUAAGAAAUGGCAAGUUCAGCUUUUUGGUGAGCAGUGAGUGAGUGCCAUCUAGAGGUCGAAGUAAACACAACAGCGGAUUCAUGAAUCAUCUUGAAGCUUCAUUUGCCCAUUAUUACCGUAAAGCCCGUGUAUAAAAGAUCCCUAUGUAUUGAAUUGCCACGCGCCAGUCUCAACUCUUCUCUUCCUUCCUUCCUUUCUUCCUUUCUUCCUUUCUUCCUUCUUUCCUUCUUUCCUUCUUUCCUUCUUUCCUUCUUUCCUUCCCUCUUUUCCACCUUUCCUCCUUCCUUCCUUCCUUCCUUCCCUCCUUUCCUCCUUCCUUCCUUCCUUCCUCCUUUCCUCCUUUCCUCCUUUCCUCCUUCCUUCCUUCCUUCCUUCCCUCCUUUCCUCCUUUCCUCCUUUCCUCCUUUCCUCCUUUCCUCCUUUCCUCCUUCCUUCCUUCCUUCCUUCCUUCCUUCCUCCCUCCCUCCCUUCCUUCCUUCCUUCCUUCCUUCCUUCCUUCCUUCCUUCCUUCCUUCCUUCACACUCUCCUCCAGUCGUUGUCUCUGGCAAUGACGCUGAAGGGCCAUCUGACCACCAGCUUGACUUUGCCCAGUUGUCAUCUUCACGCUCCAGGAUGCCAAUAGAAAGUAGUGGGAGAAAUGUUGCUCGCCAUUGGGCGUCUCUGAAACAAAGCCUUGUUGUCGCCGCCGCUUGGGACGUGUGUAGCUGCUUCCUGUUAGGUGCCUUGUGUAGCUGAUAUUGCAGCAGGUGAAUGUAAACGCAUUUCACUCCCGACAUCAAUCCAAAAAAAAAAGACGUUUGACCACUUGUUUAUGAUUUUCAUUAUUUGUAGUUUUUUUUUUUUUUUUUAUGUUUUAUACGCUGCACAUGCAGGAAGACCAAUGUUAUUUAAAUGCAGUCGACCAAUGUUACAAACUGUGACUUUCUUUGAGCAUCACUAUUUGGACUUGCUGUUAGCUUCUGACAUAAACAUCUACAUUUGCAUUUUCUCAUGUACCUCGAGUUAGGCUGCGGUGGGACUUCAAAGUGUUUUACUAUCUGACGACAGUAUUGAUUUGACACAAAUAAAGCCAAUUGGGAUGGAGAAACCACUUGACAGAGUGUGCGUGUGGGAGAAGAA
This is a messenger RNA of Syngnathus typhle (broad-nosed pipefish), 5917 nucleotides long. It is a transcript of the gene atp11a, whose product is annotated as ATPase phospholipid transporting 11A. Gene Ontology annotation, molecular function: ATP hydrolysis activity; magnesium ion binding; ATPase-coupled intramembrane lipid carrier activity. Gene Ontology annotation, biological process: phospholipid translocation. Gene Ontology annotation, cellular component: recycling endosome; trans-Golgi network; plasma membrane. NCBI's taxonomy places the organism in Eukaryota, Metazoa, Chordata, Actinopteri, Syngnathiformes, Syngnathidae. The transcript has 30 exons. The coding region runs from base 359 to 3973 and encodes 1204 amino acids. The record is from RefSeq and is a predicted model, not a curated record.